AUGGCCACACCCUUAAGCAGCCCCUCCCCGCGCGUCGACCGCUUCCAACAAGCCGUCGAAUCCCUCUACGGCAGCUUCUCCUCCAUCCCAGACCCCUCCGCCUGGACCCCGCCCCCCAAAUCCGGCGGCCACCGCGGCCGCUACCUCUGGACCGACGCCUUCGGCGUCCUCACCCUGAUAACCAUGCACCGGGAAUACGAGAAGGCGCUAGCGAGCGCGGCCCAAGCCCCAGACGAUCGGUACCUGGUGCUCGCGCGGCGCGUCGUGGAGACCGUGCACGAGAUCCUGGGCCGCACGCGCGACGGCAAGGCGCGGCUGCCCGGCGCGACGGAGGAGAAUCCGCUCGGCGGCGGGCUGCGCAUCGGGAAGAUGGACGAGCGCGGCCCGGACGCGGACGGCCAGUACCACCAUUACCUGACGGUGUGGAUGUUUGCGCUGAACCGGCUGUCGCUGGCGACGGGGGACCCGGCGUACAACGAGCAGGCGGUGGCGCUGGCCAAGGCGAUCCACCCGCGGUUCUUUGUGCAUCGCGAGUCUGCGCGGCCGCGGAUGGUCUGGAAGAUGGCGAUGGAUUUGUCGGCGCCGCUGGUGGCUUCCGAGGGGAAUCUGGAUCCCAUCGAUGGGUAUGUGGUGUUCCGGCUGCUGCAGGGGGCGGCGAUGCAGGCGGGCGGAGGGGCGGUGCUGGCCGAGGAGAUUGCCGACUACAAGCGGGUGAUGGAGCGGAAGGGGCAGCAUUUUGUGUCGAGUGAUCCGCUGGACCUGGGGAUGACGCUGUGGACAGCGCAUUGGUUCUCGGAGAAGGAGGAUUGGGCGGCGAGGUUGGCGGGGCGGUGCUUUGAGCAGAUUUAUGAUCUGUUUGAGAUCAACCGUUACCUCGAACGCAAUAUCAAGUACCGGCUGGCGUUUCGCGAGUUCGGGACGUGUAUGGGCAUCCAGUGCCAGGCGGAACAGACCACCGAGAAGGAUCGCUCGGUCGACCUCAAGGUGUACGCCGACGCUAUCAUCGCGGCCUGGGAUCCAUACAUGGAGCUGUCUCUCGCGACAGACGUGACGCCAGACGAUCUGCGGCCCAUUACUCGGAUCAUGUAUGCCGCGGCGUUGAUUCCUGGAGCCUUUCGCAGCGGGUAUCUGGGUCCUGAGCCGGAGUGUCCAGAAAAGUAG
Messenger RNA from Aspergillus viridinutans, 1161 nucleotides. RefSeq lists its product as uncharacterized. The record is from RefSeq and is a predicted model, not a curated record. The transcript has 3 exons. Bases 1 to 1161 code for a protein of 386 amino acids. NCBI's taxonomy places the organism in Eukaryota, Fungi, Ascomycota, Eurotiomycetes, Eurotiales, Aspergillaceae.